AUGCAUGUCAUAGGAGAAGUUAUUGAUCAUGGUAACAUAGAAUCGUACAAUCAAGGUGGUAAAACAAGUACCUUUAUGAACUUGGAGCUUGAGGAUCAGGAAUUAGGAAGUGGGCGUGAAGUUAACUUUGAGGGGAUUAGUCAAACAACUUCUCAAUGUAGUUAUUCUGUUUCUGAAGAACUGGCUGUUAGAAAUGUGGAAGUUAAAAAUAUUGGAGAAUUAAUUGAUUUCAUGCAGGAAGGACAAAUCUGGAUUGUUGCUACUGUAGUAAAUUUAGAACUUGAAAGGGGAUGGUCACAUGUAGGGUGCAAAAAAUGUUCGAAGAAAGUUAAUAAAACUGAAAAUAAAUUUUACUGUAAGAAAUGUGAACGUGUUGAUCAGUCUGCUCUGAAAAGGCUUCAGGUUCGAGUAAUUGAUGGAACUGGCUCUAUUUUUUUGUUUCUUUGGGAUCGUGAGGAAACAAAACUCAUUGAAAAGUCUGCUGAUACCUUGAAAGAAGGUGUAGUAGAGCCUAAUCCACAAAGUUCCAAGCUUUUUGAUGUAGAGUUGACUAGUCAAAGUUUCAUUCCGAGGGAUUUUGGGAUAACUAUGGAUAACACUGCUAUUUCAGGGGUUUCCGCGAUUUUUGAUAUUGGGAACAGAUUAGUGCAGGCUACCAUGCUG
This is a messenger RNA of Nicotiana tabacum (common tobacco), 663 nucleotides long. The record is from RefSeq and is a predicted model, not a curated record. NCBI's taxonomy places the organism in Eukaryota, Viridiplantae, Streptophyta, Magnoliopsida, Solanales, Solanaceae.